Cucurbita pepo subsp. pepo (vegetable marrow) is the source of this 1718-nucleotide messenger RNA. Its product is annotated as V-type proton ATPase subunit H. Gene Ontology annotation, molecular function: proton-transporting ATPase activity, rotational mechanism; heme binding. Gene Ontology annotation, biological process: proton transmembrane transport. The record is from RefSeq and is a predicted model, not a curated record. Gene Ontology annotation, cellular component: vacuolar proton-transporting V-type ATPase, V1 domain. NCBI's taxonomy places the organism in Eukaryota, Viridiplantae, Streptophyta, Magnoliopsida, Cucurbitales, Cucurbitaceae.
GGGUCUGUCUUUCACUCCCGUGCUUCAAGAAAAAAGGAAGUUAAAAAAGGGGGAAAAAGAAAAAAAACGAACUGGACAAGCUAAUUCGAGUCACCCUCUUCGCAAAUUCGUUGCCGGAAGUGUAAUUGGAAGCGGAAGUUGCGAUGGCAAUUGACCAGGCUGAGCUUAGCACUGAGCAGGUUCUCACAAGGGACAUUCCAUGGGAGACAUACAUGACUACUAAACUUAUCAAUGGAACAAGCCUUCAGCUGUUAAGGCGUUACGAUAACAGACCAGAGAGUUACAGGGCACAGUUGUUGGAUGAUGAUGGUCCAGCUUAUGUUCGUGUAUUUGUUAGCAUUUUACGAGAUAUAUUUAAGGAAGAAACAGUGGAAUAUGUUUUAGCAUUAAUCGAUGAGAUGCUUACAGCAAACCCAAAAAGAGCAAGAUUGUUCCAUGAUGAUUCUCUUUCUAGUGAAGAUACUUAUGAACCUUUCCUAAGAUUGCUUUGGAAGGGCAAUUGGUUCAUACAGGAGAAGAGCUGUAAUAUACUUGCUCUGAUAGUGAGUGCUAGAAAAAAAACACAUGAUGGCAGUUAUGCAAAUGGUGAUGCCUCGAACUCCAAGAGGAAAAUUACUACCAUUGAUGAUGUUUUGGAUGGACUGGUGAAAUGGCUUUGUGCACAGCUGAAGAAUCCUUCACAUCCCAGUCGUGCUGUACAGACUUCUAUCAAUUGCCUUGCAACUCUGCUGAAGGAACCAAAAGUCAAAUCCUCCUUUGUCCAAGCAGAUGGAGUGAAGCUGCUCAUCCCUUUGAUUUCUCCUGCGUCGACUCAACAAUCUAUUCAGAUUCUAUAUAAAACAUGUUUUUGUGUUUGGCUUUUAUCAUAUUAUGAGCCGGCUAUUGAAUUCUUGGCCACUUCCAGAACCCUUCCAAGACUUAUCGAUGUCGUCAAGAGUUCCACAAAAGAGAAGGUUGUCCGAGUCGUUAUUUUGACCUUAAAGAACUUACUUCACAAGGGGACAUUUGGAGCUCAAAUGGUGGGUCUCGGACUACCACAAGUUGUUCAAAGUUUGAAAUCCCAAGCAUGGAGUGAUGAGGACCUUUUGGAUGCUUUGAAUCAACUAGAAGAAGGGCUGAAAGAUAACAUCAAGAAACUAAGUUCUUUUGACAAGUAUAAGCAAGAAGUCCUUCUAGGCCAUCUUGACUGGUCUCCUAUGCACAAAGAUGUAAAUUUCUGGCGCGAAAAUAUCACAAGCUUCGAAGAGAACGACUUCAAGCUAUUGAGGGUCCUUAUCACCAUUCUGGAUUCGUCGAGUGAUCCAAGGGCUCUAGCAGUCGCUUGUUUUGAUCUUUCCCAGUUCAUUCAGCACCAUCCUGCUGGGAGAGUUAUAGUGACAGACUUGAAGGCGAAGGAAAGAGUGAUGAAACUGAUGAAUCAUGAGAAUGCUGAAGUUACCAAAUAUUCCCUCCUCUGUAUUCAAAGGCUGUUCCUAGGUGCCAAGUAUGCCAGCUUUCUGCAGGCUUAAGUCGGUUUUCGGGUAAGAGACGCCUAUGUAAGUUGUAAUAAACCCGCCCCAUCCCGGGCGCUGGAGCUUUUUCUAGAGGGGUUAUUAUGUUUAUUAAGUGAUUAUGUUCUUAAUUUUUUGGUGUGAUUAUUCAAUGAGAGAUUUUGUUCAGUUCUUGCAUUCCCAGAUUGUUCAUGAUCAUAAUGAAUAAAGACGCCACAUUUUCAUUCA